CACUACAACGAUUAGUGGCAAAAGGGAGCGUGAUGUCGAGGAGUUAGAGCAUCCCAAUAUCUCCACACCUCAACUUCGAAAGAAAGUUCAGUAACCAUAACAAAAGGACGUGGACUACACAGAUCCACUUGCUUUCCACAUUUCACCCUGAAUGUAACAACAUCUUGGAGCGCAGGCUAUAUUUCUCUUUUUCUUUGCGUAAGUGCAAGGAUUUUUAUUAUUAUGUGCGAGUAAUGUUUAUUUUGUAUUUUUCGGGGCUUUUUUAUUGCGUUUACCUUUGAGUUCUCUUAGUCGUUUCGUUGAUUCCGAUUAGUUUUUUUUUUCCUUCUUUUACGAAAUUUUACAGGAAAGUUGUUAUGAAGACGACUUAAGUGAUCAUCCUUUUCUUGUACUAUGGAAGGAUCCAGUGGGUCUAGUUUCGGAAUAGACACUAUUUUGUCCACAACCAAUUCUGGCAGCUCAGUACUGAUGAACGGAGAUUUUCGCCUCGGUGACAGUAACAGAACAGCAGAUUUCCGGAGCCAGGCGACCCCAUCACCAUGUUCGGAGAUAGACACUGUGGGAACAGCCCCCUCAUCCCCGAUCUCAGUUACGAUGGAGCAUCCCGAGCCGCAUCUGGUCCAAGACAGCCUUCAGCAUCACCAUCACCAUCACCAUCAUCACAGUCAGGCUCAGAGCUUGCAGCUUUCACCCCAGCCUCAUCCGCUCGGUCAGGCUGGCUGUGCCCCCAGGACUGCCACCUCCUCCUUUCUAAUCAAAGACAUUUUGGGCGACAGUAAACCGCUAGCAGCGUGCGCUCCUUACAGCACCAGUGUACCAUCUCCACAUCACAGCCCCAAAACAGAGAGCGGAACCGCCCCGGACGGCAUCAGGCCCAAACUAGAGCAAGAUGAAAACAGAAGCAAACUGGACAAAAGAGAUGACAUUCAGAGUGAUUUAAAAUAUAACGGAGCAAAAGAAGAGGGCGAUCGGGAAAUUUCUAGUUCGAGAGACAGUCCGCCAGUCCGCUCUAAAAAACCUCGUAAAGCGCGGACGGCCUUCUCCGACCAUCAACUUAACCAGCUGGAGCGCAGUUUCGAAAGACAGAAAUACCUCAGCGUACAGGACCGAAUGGACCUGGCGGCAGCCCUAAACCUCACAGACACACAAGUCAAGACUUGGUAUCAAAACCGUCGGACGAAAUGGAAGAGGCAGACGGCUGUCGGAUUAGAACUGCUGGCUGAAGCUGGAAAUUAUUCGGCCUUACAGAGAAUGUUCCCAUCUCCGUAUUUCUACCACCCGAGUUUAUUAGGUACCGUGGACAGCACUACAGCGGCCGCCGCCGCCGCUGCCAUGUACAGCAGUAUGUACCGGACUCCGUCCACACCGCAUCCAUCUCUCCAGAGACCGCUCGUCCCCAGAGUGCUCAUUCACGGCCUGGGGCCCGGGGGACAACCGGCACUGAACCCGUUAGCAAACCCAAUACCGGGCACACAGCAUCCUCGGUAAAACGAAAAGACACGGAGAGACAAAUGUAUCACAAGUGAUGUGACGGACUGCGCUGAACUUUCACAAGACGCAUUUUUUUUCUCCAACACUGAGAGACGAUUUUAUCGCAGAAAAAGAUGUAUUAUUUAAUAUGGACCAUUUCUGACGUAUAGGCCAAACUAAACCAGACGAGCCUGUGACCGUGACAGUAAAAGGACUGUUCAUUGUCAGAUUGUUUGUUUUGUCUUUUUUGGUACAAAUAAACUUAUACUAGUACAUAAGCUUAUAAAGUUUAUUAGAUUUUAAAAAAGGGUGAAAUAAAGUCAAAAUGAUAAAAAGCUAAUGUCAGAAGAUUUCUCUUGAAAGGGGCCCUGUUUACUAAUUUAAUGGGACCUUUUUAAGGCUGCUCUGUUGUUUAAAAAUAAGUUUAAUAUUUGAUUCCAAUAACUGCACAAUUCAAGAAAGAAACAUUAUAGUGAAUGUAUUUUAGCAUCAACUAAAAAAAAAUAAAGAAACAUUUAAUUGAAAUGAACUGAAUUUAAAACAAUUUAAUUUCAAAAUCUAUAUCUCUAACAUAUAGGCCUAAAUUCUAAUUAUUUUCGGCACUUGUACAUGAUGCAAGAUAUCACCAGUUUAAGGGGACAUAACAAAUCCAUAACAAAUCCUGUUUUGUUUAUAUAUAUUCGAUAUAACAGUAUGUUAGCCAAUAUAAGAUACUUUUUAGGGAACAACAUAAGUUCUUUGUAAACUCUUUGAGCCCGUCUGAACUCAUUAGCAUAGGCGUGUAUUCAAGUAAGGCUCGGGACCGGACUGCUAUAUGAGAAUAGAUGGUUUGACGCAUUUGCUCUGGGAAUGGCGAAGCUGCUCCAGGUCUGGCAGCUGUUCUGUGGGAGAACCGCCGCGGACAGACAGCAGGCGUGAGCCUACUCAGCGUGAGUCAAUUAAAAGAAACAUUUCAUAUAAACAAUUAUAAACCUCUGUGGAAGUCUCCCGAGAUUAAUAUUCGCUAUUUGUCAUUCGUGCGACACUUAGGUUAAUGCUGUAAAAAAUACAACCACAGAGAAACCAACUUUAUUCAUUUAGCCUAUUUAAAACAGGCCUUAUGAUUUAUAACCUACAUAAAUAUAUUAUUCCAGAAAAAUCUGUAUUUCAUUGCCAGUUCGUGCUAGUCGUGCACUCAAUAGCACAGUUCUAACACUAAGAUAAUGAACAAAAAUGUCUCAGUGAGUGGAUGUGUAUAAACGUGGUCUAAAAAGAACAAAAUGAAUUAUAAAUAAGAGACGCUGCCAAUUCGAAAUGAGAAACAUAGGCUAUAGCCAAAGAUUACACAAUACAUAAUACAUGACCGCAAAAUUUCGUAUGGUAGCAUAAAUCCACAAUUUUAGUUAUAGAAACUUAGGCCCACUCUCUUGGUCAGAAUUACUUAGGAAGAUUUACACGAAAUGAGAAAGAAAGAAACCAAACGUAAGUAUAAAUAAUCACGUGGGUUUUCUUAGGGGAAUGUAAUUAAGUGAACAUUACAAUGCUUUUCUUUUUUGAGCACGAUAACAUCCCCUGGAGGACUGAAUAGACUGCAGGAUCGAAUAGCCUCAGGGUGCGUUUGUUUGGGCUCCCCUAAUUGGAGAAUAGGCUGCUGAUUUCUGCGCUGCUAAAUUCUUAUUAAAGCCAAGCUGACCUUUGCUAUGUGGUUUGAAACAAUAUGAGAUAGGCACGCCAGUACAUGUCUUACAUUUUCUCCAUAAUAAGAAAAGACAAAAAAAAAAAAAAAAAAAAAAAAAAACACAAAAACAAAGUAUAUGCAAACAAAGCAUAGCCUUAUAGCCACAUUUUUGAAACACACAGAAACACAAGGAACACAAUUUUUGUUAAAUUUAAGCGAAAAAUAUUUGAAAGCAAACGAAAUUCAAAAUUCGAAAUUCAAAAAUUCUAAGCUGUUUAUCUUUCGUAUCUCGACAAAAGUUAUGGAUAUCCCCGUAGAGCUGGAUUCUUUAGUUUUUGCAGGAUACGCAAUUUUAUAGGCAAUUGGAGUCAUUUCUAUACAAUAUAAAAAGCAUGUGUUCAGCUGAAAUGCUGUAGUGCCCGUCUUGCAUGCACUAUCAAUAACCUCAUUUAUUAUGGGCCAAUAAUAUACGCUGCUCUAUUUGCAUCAUCUGAAUCGCUUGGAAUGCGUUAAAAAGUGCCAUUUUUUUCUUCGUUAAUUGGAUAUAUUCAAAACGCAUCAAAGAAUAUUAGGUUUAGAACCGAAAAAAAGUGCUAUAUCGUAAGCAAAUAUAUUUUAAUAAUUUUUAAUAAUAAUAAAUCCAUCCGUAUAAUGUUCUAAAUUAUGGGACAGUAAAUUCUUUUACAAGGCUCAUAAUUGAUGCAAGUGAGUUAACCGGGACAAUGAGUAGCCUAAUGAUAAAUUCCGACGUUCCGCACUCGUGUUACAAUUCAGACGAAGUGCCAUUUUCAAACCCUUCUCUAUUUUCAAGGCUUAUCGAAAGCGGAGUGGCUAUGAAUGUUUAGACUAUAUGAAAAAAAAAAAAAAAAACCUUUCCUAUUAAACCCUUUAGACAGACAAGAUACCUCAAAAGUGCAUUUUAUAAUUUUUGUAUUCAGCAUUUGUAGUGGAAACAGUAUGUUGGCAUAUGUUGUUUCACUUUUCUGUGCGCCAUCAGCAAGUUGAGUGUGGAGACAUUAGCCUUCUGUGGUAUUCCUGAAAGUGUAAUAUUUAAUUAUAAAUAAAGUGUAAUAAUUUAAUUCUUAGGAAGUGAUGCUUGAUAGCAUCCUUAAAACAUUGUGGGGCAGUAAAUGCUCAAUUUUCUACGACCUUCUGACCAAGAUCUGUUCGUUUUAUUUAACCCCUGGUUAAAAUUGACUUCCAAAGGGCGGAAAUUAGGGAAGCCAGGGACCGCUAACGAGCUAGGUGAGAGGAGGGGUGCUGAAAUUAAAAGAGGAUGUUCAGACCUUUCAUUUACAUGACACAUAUUAUAGGAACAGAUUGCUUGAAGGAAUUGGUUUGUUCUUGUUGCUUCCAGGAGCCCAAGUAAGGUUUUGUAAUUGUCACAUUUUCCAGCUGAUGUCAUGUUAGGGAUGUCUUAUUAUCCUAAUGAGGGAAACGCACCAGCUCUCAGAGGCCCGCUCAUUACCGCAUUACUCACUCGCACUUUCUUAACGCGCCAUCUUUCAUUCUCAAAUUGCAGGGAGGUAACCAGACGAACUUCUCGAAGAUCGUCACGUUACAAGGUCACUCACUGAAUCGUUGAAAGGCAACAAUCAGUCGUGUGGGAUUUAAAUGACGCACUGAAGGCCCGAGUCAUCGCGGUGCCUCGCAAAACAGCACGGAAGCUCCACAUUAAGCAUCUGGGUGUCCCUUAAUUAUCGUGGGUUGGAUUCUUAAUCUUGCCCUGUGGUGAUGGUGAGGUGUCAGGAUGAUGAAUUUUAAGAUGGUAGGUUGUCAACGUGUGCAUUUUCAAUGCAGACUGAAUUGGAGGAACGGUUGUAACAAGGUUAGAAUCGUUUAAAGUGUGAAAGGGGAUUUCUGCCAGGAGGCAGGAGUGGUUGACAGGCAUCGUGGUGCACCUCUGCGUUAUUAGCAAGUUUUAGAAAUUUUAGUGAAGGUGUGAAAUGGACUGAUACCUUUAAAGAUGCUUUUCAGAUGCCUGGUUAUCAUGCUUAAGAACUAGCUAUCUGUCCCUAAACACUCAAUCAUUAGUACUCAAUUCAGCACGCACUGUUUUUAUCGAGACCCUCUGUUAAUAUCCAUGGCCACACUGCUUUCAACAAAUUUACAAGCAGACAAUCUGACAGUUAUCUGGCGGUAUUGAAUAAAAUAGGAACUGCAGUGCCAUUAGAUUACGCGACAAAACUGUUAAACGUAUUUUUAUGCACAUACUUUCACAGAUUAUUUUUUCUUAGUAAGUGCAAAUAAUUGUAAUCAAAAAAUAUUAAAUGACAACUCAAUCUGAUGUUAGAAAAAUAUCUACAUUUCGAUAUGUAUGCCUUAUCUAAUAUAUAUUCAUUGUUGACUUGAUAAUGCUAUUCAGAGCUGAUGGGCUGGAAGAAUGUAUAAAAAUCUGGUACCAAAUAUCUUUCUCACCAGUUAUCAGUUCAAUCAUUAGAGCGAAUGUCUAUUUGGGUAUUAUUCACAGAUGAUGCGUGUGUAAAACUGCCAUAAAAGGAUGCAACUGUCAGAGAAAGAACUCAAAGAAAACUAAAACUAAAACAUAAUUUCCCAUGUAUAUACGCAAGGAAGCUAUUUUGUACUGCAGCUCACCUGAUUGAGUUUAAUUCCCAGAGCACACACAAAGUAUUAAAAUAUAUACCAAAAUCCAUUACCAAAAAAAAAAACUACUUAAACUUACACAGUGCAUAGUAAAUAAUAUGUCAUGUACACUAUGUACUAGUGUAUGAAUUGUGUAGUGUAUGAAUUUAAUAAGAUAGUUUUGUCAUCCAAAUUUAUAUUCUGAGAGCCCCUCCCUCUCCACUAAGUAAUUAAAGCUAGGACAGUUGAGUGCAUUAAGUGUCCAACAU
Messenger RNA from Cyprinus carpio (common carp), 5979 nucleotides. Its product is annotated as barH-like 2 homeobox protein. Gene Ontology annotation, molecular function: RNA polymerase II transcription regulatory region sequence-specific DNA binding; DNA-binding transcription factor activity, RNA polymerase II-specific. Lineage: Eukaryota; Metazoa; Chordata; Actinopteri; Cypriniformes; Cyprinidae. The record is from RefSeq and is a predicted model, not a curated record. Gene Ontology annotation, biological process: regulation of transcription by RNA polymerase II. Gene Ontology annotation, cellular component: nucleus.